This is a messenger RNA of Paramuricea clavata, 4049 nucleotides long. NCBI's taxonomy places the organism in Eukaryota, Metazoa, Cnidaria, Anthozoa, Malacalcyonacea, Plexauridae. The record is from the annotation of a GenBank genome assembly.
AUGGAAAACCGUACAGUAGAACUUAAUCCCAGUUUCAGUCGCAAAACCAGGACGGAACUGGUGGGAAAUAGGACGAGACAUCUAAUCACGUUCAAUCCCAAUUCCGCCAAACCCGGAGAAGAAAUCUACGUGAACAUUCCGAAACUAAAACCGGAUUCUGUUUUGGUUCCGGAUAGUAUGGCAUUGGUCUUUGACUUUAAAAAUACCAACGAAAAAUCCUGGUUCCGAAAUAAUUUGGGGAAAUUACUACAAAAAAGAUUAGAAAUCCGGUUGGCCGGGAAAAAAGUUUACGAUAACAGCGGUGAAAGUUUGAUGGAAGUGUACACAGAUUUGUGGAUGGACGAAAAACAACGUGCCGAUAUGAUCGAAGACGGGAUCGCCGCCGAAGCCGUGCGGAAGAAAAUCUCGAAAGACGACGAAGACAAUGCCGAUGCCGAUGCCACCGCGUUGUUCGGGAUCUUCGGAACGAAACAACGGAUAAGAAUCAAUAAAAUUCUAGGCGAUCACGGAUUAUACGCACCGUAUCAUUCCGCGAACGACUUACUGUACGUGAUCACGUUACCGCAAGCCACGGAAAUCAUGAAUGCUCAAAGUGGCGAAACCGUCGAGGGAUAUUCGUUGGAAAACAUUGAGUUGGAAUAUGAAUCCAUCGAAAAUAAUAAUCUCGCUCGAAAGUCCGAAAAUUUGUACGGAACCGAACGGGAAUUAUCGUUCGAACACGUCACGUUGAUGAAAAAAACCGAAUGGGAUAAGGGUGCGACAAUCGUCAACGAAACUAUCAACGUUCCACGACGAAGUAUGAAAGCCGUCAUGAUGUUAUUCACCGAGAAAACAUCGACCGAUAGCGAAGAAUAUGUAUUUCCGAAUAUCGAAAAAGUCAAAGUGACGAUCGAAGGUGUUCCGAACGUUAUUUACAGUCAGGGUAUGACGAAAACAAGGACGUACGAAGAAGCCAAACGGUUAUUCGGAUCCGAUACAAAUAGUCAACAAUCUCUGAUAAAAUUUUACAAAGAUAAGAAAUUCGCCCUGGUCAUUGACUUACGAACCGUGAACGAUGCGACGACGUACGGAAACGGUGUUAAAAUUCAAAAUAAAUUUCUUCAUAUUGUCAAUAAACAUGCGCCCUUAAAAAACGUAGAGUGUCUAAGAAACGUGUACCUUGGUUAACCCGUGAGUUAAAAUAUUAUAAACGCCAAAAAGCAUAUCUUAAACGAAAGGCAACUUUAUCUAACUUAGACGGCGACUGGGCAGCCUAUAAAUCAUUGAAGAAUCAUUAUAAUAGAUUGAUUAAAAGUACAAUGCGUCAACACUAUCAAGAAAAGAUACAUAAUAAUUCAGGUGAUAUUAAGAAAACAUGGAAAAUAAUCAAUGAGGUGAUUAACAAGUCAAAAAAAGCCAAUAAAGUACUACAGCUUAAAAAUGAAAAUAACGAAAUUAUUGAUCAAGCGGAUAUCCCAAAUCAGCUUAACAAAUAUUUCAUUGAAUUAGGGGAUAAUUUAUCUAAAGAUAUACCCUUAUCAACGUCAACUUCCGACAGAUAUUUUACCAAUUUUCAAUGUCCAACUGACACUUUAUCGCACUUUAAAGAGGUAUCAGAGACUGUAAUAUUGAGAUUGCUUUCUAACUUAACUAUAUCCAAGGCAUCCGGUCUGGAUCAAAUUUCGGCUAAAGUUUUAAAAAUUGCAGCACCAUCUAUUGCUCCGUCACUUACUUUAAUUUUUAAUCAAUCAAUCCGCACUGGGCAUAUUUCCAUCUGACUGGAAAGUUGCGAGGGUUACACCAAUUUAUAAAUCUGGGGAACAAUUUUGCAUGUCCAAUUAUAGACCUAUAUCCGUUAUUUCAAUUGUUGCAAGAAUCAUGGAAAAGCUAAUACACAACCAGAUCUAUGAAUACUUGAUUAAGGAAAAUCUACUAGCAAAUUCCCAACACGGCUUUAGGCCGAACCAUUCAACUCUAACUGCGUUGCUCGAUAUCACAAAUAGCUGGUAUCAGAAUAUGGACAUUGGCCAACUUAAUGGUGUGAUAUUUCUUGAUUUAAAAAAAGCAUUCGAUACUGUUAAUCACGACAUCCUUCUUAGUAAGUUGGCAAUCUAUGGCAUAAGGGGGUCGGCAUUACGCUGGCUCAACUCCUAUUUAACAGGUCGAAUACAAUAUUGCCAAGUGAAUGCCCAUUUAUCUGAUCCUCUAUGUGUGACAACGGGUAUACCACAAGGUUCGGCUCUUGGUCCACUCUUGUUCCUAAUUUACAUAAAUGACCUACCUAAUUGUCUGGAACACACUAAAGUCAAUAUGUUUGCCGACGAUACCCAAAUUGAAACGGCAGGUUAUGAUGUUAAUACAAUUGCUGAGGAACUUAAUCAAGAUCUAGAAAACGUUUCAGUUUGGUUGUCGGCAAAUAAACUAACUUUAAACAAAACGAAGACAGAAUACAUGAUAAUAGGUAGUAAUAGAAGAGUCAAUCAUACUAACAUAACGCCUAAUAUAUUCAUAAAAGACAGAGAAAUUAAUAGAGUCAAAACGACCAAAUCACUCGGCUUAAUGAUUAACGAAACACUCUCAUGGAAUGCUCAAGUUGAUCAAAUUACAAAAAAGGUUAAUUCAGGUCUCAGUAUCCUUAAAAGAUUGAGAGAUAUUCUAGAUUACCAAACACUGAUCAAAAUUUAUUUAUCAAUAAUUCAACCACAUUUCGACUAUUGCUCACAGAUUUGGGGUUGUCUGGGUAAAGUACUAUCUGAUAAACUCCAGAAGCUUCAAAAUAGAGCAUUUCGAAUAAUAACUCGUGAAAACUAUGAUACAUGUACAAUCGAUGUUUUGAACAAGGUCGGUUUUCCAAAUCUCGUGACUAGAAGAAAACAUCAUUUAGCCGUCCUAAUGUUCAAAGCCAAACAUAACAUGUUACCAAAUUGCUUAACGGAACUUUUCAUCACCUCAAAUGAAAUACAUAAUUACAAUACAAGACAGAGCGAAUUCAAUUUUGCAUUACCUAAACCUAAAACUAAUUUUAUGAAAAAGUCUUUCGCCUAUCGAGGAGCUGAGACUUGGAAUAAUCUGUCUGCUGACAUAAAAGCUAAAACAAGUAUCUCUACAUUUAAAAAUAGUCUAACUGUAAGUGUGUAAUUUGUGUGUAAUUUAGUUAUUAUUAUUAGAUACUGUAGUAUAUGUGUAAUUAGUAUAGCUAUAUACGGCUUAUUGGAAGAUCACCCGUCUUAAUUUUUGUUAAUAUCUUGGUGAAAUAGUACCGUUUUUAAUAAAGUCAACAAUAAAGUCAACUGGUUAAAGUUUUGUAUGCCACUAAUGAAAUUUCUAAUCAAACGAAAGCUGCAACGUUGGCGAAGUAUGGCAAUGUAGUGAAGGUGGAUCGGGAAAUGUAUCGUGAUUGGCCUAAUGUCGAAACUGGUGUACGACUGGCAACAAUGAGUGAAUUAGCUGAGGGGAUUCCCUGUCGUAUUUUUAUUGGCCCUUAUCCGAUAGAAACUAGAUAUCGUGGGCAAGUGCCUUUAUAUGGCAGAUGUGGCGACUAUGGACAUCUUGUUGCUACAUGUUCGAAUGAAGUAAAGUGUUUCAAGUGUGGGCAAAUUGGUCAUAUACAACGUCAAUGUUUCAAGUGUUUUCUAUGUGGCCAAAUUGGGCAUGUCAGGGCAGGUUGUCUAGAGAAUCGACGUGACGUGUCCAAUGAGAGAGAUGAUGAAACGUCGGAAAGUAAUUUGAGUAACGAUAUCGGUUGUUAUGAAGACGGUAGCGACGUCUCCCGGUCGAGUGAUGAAGAUAUGGACCGUGUGGAAUCGACAAGUUGUAAGGAUCUAGGCGGCACCAAAGAUGAAGUUAUGAACGGGAAAUACAACGAUGCCAGCCAACAUCACCCAACAGAACAAGGAUCUGUCCAAACAGUCGAGAACAACAAAAGGACAGCAGAAGAGGACGUUUCCAUAUCUGACGAGGGCGUUCAGGUUCCUGUCGACUCCACUGACCAACGUGUCAGUGAUAUGGGAGGCUCACCUGAAGAAAAGACAAAAAAUACCGAUAAAGGGAAAAAGAAGAAGAGGAUAUAA